AUGGCUCCGCGGCUGCCGCUGGUGCUGGCGGCGCUGCUGGCGGCGGCGGGCGGCGGCGGCGGGCGGCGGCCCGCGGCCCCCGACGGGGCGGGCGCCAACCUCACGGUGGCCGUGGUGCUGCCGGAGCGCAACGUGAGCUACGCGUGGGCCUGGCCGCGCGUGGGGCCGGCGCUGAGCCUGGCCCUGGAGGCGCUGGAGCGGGGCGAGCCGCCGCUGCUGCCGCGGCCCUUCUCGGUGCGCGUCGAGUUCAUGAGCUCGGAGCUGGAGGGGGCCUGCUCCGAGUACGUGGCGCCGCUCAAGGCCGUGGACCUCAAGCUCUACCACGACCCCGACGUGCUCUUCGGGCCGGGCUGCGUCUACCCGGCCGCCACGGUGGGGCGGUUCGCCUCGCACUGGCGGCUGCCGCUCAUCACAGCCGGCGCCGUGGCUGCGGGCUUCAGCCAGAAACGGAAGCUCUACAGCACGACGGUGCGCACGGGGCCCUCGGCCCCCAAGCUGGGCGCCUUCGUGGCCCACCUGCACGCCCACUUCAACUGGAGCGCCCGCGCCGCGCUCCUCUACGCCGACCGCCGCACCGACGACCGGCCCUACUACUUCACCAUCGAGGGCGUCUACCAGGAGCUGCAGGAGGCCAGCAACAUCACCCUGCGCUACCACAUCUACUCGCCCGACGAGGGCGGCCCCGACGCCGCCGUCCACUUCAUCAAGGCCAACGGGCGCGUGGUUUACCUCUGCGGGCCGCUGGAGAUGCUGCGGCGGAUCAUGCAGCGGGCGCAGCGCGAGAACCUCACCAACGGCGACUACGUCUUCUUCUACGUGGACGUCUUCGGGGAGAGCCUGGGGGGCGACUCCGCCCGCGAUGCCUUCAAGCCCUGGCAGCAGGGUCCGGGCCAGGACUCGGGGCUGCGCGAGGCCUUCCAGACGGUGCUGGUGAUCACCUACCACGAGCCCCAGAACCCCGAGUACCAGCACUUCCAAACCCAGCUCAUCCUGCGAGCCAAGGAGAAUUUCGGGGUGCAGCUCAACUACUCCCUGAUGAACCUGGUGGCGGGGUGUUUCUACGACGGGGUGCUGCUGUACGCCAUGGUGCUGAACGAGACGCUGCGGGAGGGCGGCUCCAAGAAAAACGUCACCCGCAUCAUCCAGAAGAUGCGGGACCGCAAGUUCCAGGGAGUGACGGGGCUGGUGAGCAUGGACAGCAACAACGACCGGGACACGGACUUCAACCUGUGGGCCAUGGGCGAUCCCGAGGGCGGGCAGUACGAGGUGGUGGGACACUACUCGGGUGCGGAGAAGCAGAUCCACUGGCUGGGCCGGCCCAUCCGCUGGGUGAAGGGGGCGCCCCCCCUGGACAACCCGCCCUGCGUCUUCGACGUGGAUGACCCCUCCUGCGAUAAAACCCCCCUCUCCAUGCUGGCCAUCGUGGCUUUGGGUGCCGGCCUCACCUUCGUCAUGUUCGGCAUCUCCAGCUUCCUCAUCUUCAGGAAGCUGAUGCUGGAGAAGGAGCUGGCCAGCAUGCUGUGGCGCAUCCGCUGGGACGAGCUGCACUUCGGCAGCGCCGAGCGGUACCACAAGAGAGCGGGCAGCCGGCUCACGCUGUCCCUGCGGGGCUCCAGCUACGGCUCCCUGAUGACCGCCCACGGCAAGUUCCAGAUCUUCGCCAACACCGGACAUUUCAAGGGCAACGUGGUGGCCAUCAAACACGUCAACAAGAAGCGCAUCGAGCUGACACGGCAGGUGCUCUUCGAGCUGAAGCAUAUGCGGGACAUCCAGUUCAACCACCUGACGCGGUUCAUCGGGGCGUGCAUCGACCCCCCCAACAUCUGCAUCGUGACCGAGUACUGCCCCCGGGGCAGCCUGCAGGAUGUCCUAGAGAACGAGAGCAUCAACCUGGACUGGAUGUUUCGCUACUCGCUCAUCAAUGACAUCGUCAAGGGAAUGGCCUUCCUGCACAACAGCAUCAUCGGGCACCACGGCAGCCUCAAGUCAUCCAACUGCGUGGUGGACAGCCGCUUCGUGCUGAAGAUCACUGACUACGGGCUGGCCAGCUUCCGCUCGCCCUGCGACAGCGAGGACACGCACGCCCUCUACGCCAAGAAGCUGUGGACGGCGCCAGAGCUGCUGCAGAAGGGCCAGCUGUCCCCGCAGGGCAUGCAGAAGGCCGACGUGUACAGCUUCGGCAUCAUCGUGCAGGAGAUCGCCCUGCGCAACGGCCCCUUCUACGUCGAGGGCAUGGACCUGAGCCCCAAAGAGAUCGUGCAGAAGGUGCGGAACAGCCAGAAGCCAUACUUCCGCCCCUCCAUCGACAUCGGGGUGCACAGCGAGGAGCUGGCGGUGCUCAUGGAGCGCUGCUGGGCCCAGGAGCCGGCCGAGCGCCCCGACUUUGGCCAGAUCAAGAUCUUCAUCCGCAGAUUCAACAAGGAGGGCAGCACGAGCAUCCUGGACAACCUGCUGUCGCGCAUGGAGCAGUACGCCAACAACCUGGAGAAGCUGGUGGAGGAGCGGACGCAGGCCUACCUGGAGGAGAAGCGCAAGGCUGAGAACCUGCUCUAUCAGAUCCUGCCCCACUCCGUGGCGGAGCAGCUGAAGCGGGGGGAGACGGUGCGGGCCGAGGCUUUCGACAGCGUCACCAUCUACUUCAGCGACAUCGUGGGCUUUACCGCCCUCUCGGCUGAGAGCACCCCCAUGCAGGUGGUGACGCUGCUGAAUGAUCUCUACACCUGCUUCGAUGCCAUCAUUGACAACUUCGACGUGUACAAGGUGGAGACCAUCGGGGACGCCUACAUGGUGGUGUCGGGGCUGCCGGUGCGCAACGGCAAGCUGCACGCUCACGAGAUCGUCCGCAUGGCCCUGGCCCUGCUCGAGGCCGUCAAGACCUUCAAGAUCCGGCACCGGCCCAACGACCAGCUCCACCUGCGUAUCGGCAUCCACACCGGCCCUGUCUGUGCUGGCGUCGUUGGUCUGAAGAUGCCCCGGUACUGCCUGUUUGGAGACACGGUGAACACAGCCUCCCGCAUGGAGUCUAACGGCCAGGCCCUUAAGAUCCACGUCUCGUCCACCACCAAAGAAGUCCUGGAUGAGUUUGGCUGCUUUGAGCUGGAACUGCGUGGGGAUGUGGAGAUGAAGGGCAAGGGGAAAAUGCGAACGUACUGGCUGCUGGGCGAGAGGAAAGACCCCCAAGUCAUCUGAGCCCAGCCGCGGCACCGCCGCAGAGCCCUGCGCCACGCCGGGACGCCGCACUGUGCCUCCAGCCCUGCCUCCCCGUGCCGCCUGGCCCCGGGGGUCACACCACAGACCGGGGCGGCCGGGGCCACCCCAGCCCCUGCAGCUCCCGGCUUCGGCCUCCUGCAGCGGGGCUCAGGCGUGUGGGGCCCCGCAGCGAGGGCACCGCCUGCCCCCCACCCACAGGCACCAGCAAAGCCCACCUCCCCCUGGGGAGGAACCAGCCCUGAUCCCGGCUCCGUUCCCCCAACCCUCUCGGGUCCUGAACCCCUUGCGUCCGCUCUCCCACGGCUCAGCUGGCUCUGAGCCCCCUAUGUGGGGCCUGGCUGCCCCACAGGGCGUUUCACCUUCUCUUUCCAGUAGUUGGGCCCUGGCAAACCAUGUCACCCUCCCCGGGGGGGGGGGGAAAGACAGGGGCUCCUGCCAGGACUGGCCCUCAGCCGGAGCACAGACGACUACGUUAGGUGCCACUGUUCCUCCCUGUGUCCCCAGCCCGCCUCACCUUCCGCCCACCCCCCUGUAUAUAGCCCCACCGGGUCGUGUAAAUACCCCCCGCCCACCAGGUGUAAAUAUAGCAGUCAGAUAGUGCAAACUAUUUUGUUGAAAUACAGAUUUCCCCAAA
Messenger RNA from Rhea pennata, 3844 nucleotides. RefSeq names its product natriuretic peptide receptor 2 (gene NPR2). The record is from RefSeq and is a predicted model, not a curated record. The transcript is spliced from 22 exons. Gene Ontology annotation, biological process: cGMP biosynthetic process; protein phosphorylation; receptor guanylyl cyclase signaling pathway. Gene Ontology annotation, cellular component: plasma membrane. NCBI's taxonomy places the organism in Eukaryota, Metazoa, Chordata, Aves, Rheiformes, Rheidae. Bases 1 to 3189 code for a protein of 1062 amino acids. Gene Ontology annotation, molecular function: protein kinase activity; adenylate cyclase activity; peptide hormone binding.